This is a messenger RNA of Branchiostoma belcheri (Belcher's lancelet), 2487 nucleotides long. Its product is annotated as carboxypeptidase D-like. Gene Ontology annotation, molecular function: metallocarboxypeptidase activity; zinc ion binding. Gene Ontology annotation, biological process: proteolysis. The record is from RefSeq and is a predicted model, not a curated record. The transcript is spliced from 14 exons. NCBI's taxonomy places the organism in Eukaryota, Metazoa, Chordata, Leptocardii, Amphioxiformes, Branchiostomatidae. The coding region runs from base 145 to 2487 and encodes 780 amino acids.
UUCAGGCUGCAUAAGUUUUUACAACACAUUCGUCAAGUUUCUUCCUGUUCCACACGACUUGCUCCCAACUCUCAACAGACCAGCUUCGGAGUUUCUUACGACAUUAAUUCUCCGCUCCAGCCCUGCUGGAUUGAGCGAGAGAAAAUGGCGGGGUCGUGGGCCGUCCUGGGCCGUGCUGUGGUGACGUUUCUGUUGUUUCUUCCUGUAUCCGUGAACUUGGAAGGACUCCUGGUUAGAAGAGAGAUCGACACGACUCACUACCAUGACUUUGUCGACAUGUCAGCACAGCUGCAAGACUAUGCUAACAGGUAUCCCCACAUCACACGGCUGUUCAGCAUAGGUCAAAGUGUGCAGGGUCGUGACCUCUGGGUCAUGCAGGUCACAGACAGACCUGACCAGACAGAACCGGGCGAGCCCCAGGUCAAGCUGGUCGGUAACAUGCACGGCAACGAGGCUAUCAGCAGAGAAGUCCUCAUCUUCCUCAUCCAGUAUCUGUGUGAGAAGUAUGGGCAGGAUGACCAGGUGACUCAACUUGUGGACACGACUAACAUCUUCAUCAUGCCCAGUAUGAACCCAGACGGCUUCGAGAGGGCGAAAGAGGGGCAAUGUGGCGGGACGCUCGGACGAGAGAACGCGAACGGCGUCGACUUGAAUCGAAACUUCCCCGACCAGUUCAGCUCUAAGAGUUACCUGGAUUCAAACUUCGAGCCGGAAACCGUGCAUAUGAUGAAGUGGGCACACAAGGGAGUGAAGGGUUUUGUGACGAGUUCAGACACAAACCAGGGGAUAGAGAAUGCCACCAUCACAGUGGUGGGUAUAGACCACAAUGUUACCACAGCCAGUCAUGGGGACUUCUGGAGACUGCUGGUACCUGGGACUUACACCAUCAUUGCCAGUGCACAGGGUAUAGGACAGUCAGUGGAGGCAAGAGACCUACUGGUGAUGGAGAUAUCAGACCAGCCGGGGUACACAUGUACAUGUAUGUACAGUAUAGGACAGUCAGUGGAGGGAAGAGAUCUACUGGUGAUGGAGAUAUCAGACCAGCCGGGGGUACAUGAACCAGGAGAAGCAGAGUUUAAGUACAUUGGGAACAUGCACGGUAACGAGGUUGUUGGGCGGGAGGUGCUGCUGCUGCUCAUCCAGCUGCUGUGUGAGAAUUAUGGGAAGGACGCUGACCUGACAGCACUGGUGGACAGCACCAGGAUCCACAUCCUGCCCUCCAUGAACCCUGAUGGGUACGAGAUAGCUCAGGAAGGUGAUGUUCGGGGUCUCACUGGACGGACCAACGCCAACGGAGUGGACCUGAACCGGAACUUCCCUGACCAGUACUUCGGUGUGGAGAACUCCCAGCCUGAGACCACGGCUGUCAUGGAGUGGGCAAAAAGAGUCCACUUCGUUCUGUCUGCCAGCCUGCAUGGGGGAAACCUGGUCGCUGACUAUCCGUUUGACGACUCACCAAAGGGCCAUGCGGUGUACAGUAAAUGUCCUGAUGAUGCCAUCUUCCAGCAGCUAGCUAAGUCAUACUCCAUGGCACAUCCCACCAUGCACAAUGGCCACCCCUGUGAUGACAUCAAACCAGACGAGUACUUUCAGGACGGCAUCACUAACGGUGCAGCCUGGUACAACGUGCCUGGUGUUAUGCAGGACUGGGUCUACCUGAACACUGAUGACUUUGAAGUUGCCAUUGAACUUGGCUGUGUGAAGUUUCCGUAUGGCAGUGACCUUCCCGAGUACUGGCAAGCAAAUAAAGAGGCUCUGGUGGAGUUCAUCAAACAAGUCCACAAGGGUGUGAAAGGGUUUGUCCUGACCACUGAUGGCAGUGGGAUCUCCGGUGCCUCCAUCACGGUCCAUGGAAUCAACCACACUGUGACAUCAGCAGCUGGGGGAGACUACUGGAGAUUGCUGGUCCCUGGAACAUACCAAAUCACAGCAACAGCAGAGGGAUAUCCAAGUGUCACACAAGAAGUGACUGUAGGGGAAGGGGAUGCCACACAGCUCAACUUCACACUGCAGACAUGGAGUGAAGAAAAUGACUACAGUCUCCCAAAUGAACCAAGCUACAGCACAAACAACGAUCUUGUUAAAAUUGUCAAGAAAUAUUCAAAAGAGCAUCGCGGUAUCAUAAAGAUAGAAGAAAUGUCAAACAAAAAUGUUGUUGAUGUCGAGAUAUUUGGCCAAUUGGCCAGGAGAAAAAGAGAUGGUGAUGACAUCACCAGGGUUCAACCACAUGUGGCUCUGAUUGGUGGACUGAAUGGGGAUGAGCCAAUAGGAAGAGAGAUCCUCACAAGGCUCAUUAGGCAUCUGGUGGAAGGUUAUGACAGAGAUGAGAGGAUAAGGGAGUUAGUAGACAACACCCACAUCCAUGUGAUGCCAGCAGUGGACCUGUCAUUCUUCAGCCAGGCGGUAGAGGGCGACUGUACAGGGGAACAGUACACAGGGACAAGGCUUCAUGACCGCUUUACACUGGACUCACAGGCAGAGAAAUAG